UCUCUGCUGGACUGGAGGAUCCACACUGCAGACUGGAGAAACUCAAUGUGGAACAUGGUGGAGAGAACAGAAUGAAACCUGGGCUUAGAAAAUAUGUCUGUGAUCUCACACUGGACCUAAACACAGUAAACAGACUCCUCUCUCUGUCUGAGGAGAACAGAAAGGUGACAUGUAGGAGAGAGAAGCAGCCGUAUCCUGAUCACCCAGAGAGAUUUAUGGACUGUGGACAGGUGCUGUGUAGAGAGGGUCUGACUGGGCGCUGUUACUGGGAGGCAGAGUGGACUGGGAGAAAGGCUGAUAUAGGAGUGACAUAUAAAGGAAUCAACAGGAGAGGAUGGGGUGAUGACUGUUGGCUUGGACACAAUAACAAGUCCUGGAGUCUGUUCUGCUCUGACGACAGUUACAUUGCCUGUCACAAUAAUAACUCCACUACCAUAGACGUCCCCUCCUCCAGCUCCCACAGAGUAGGAGUGUAUCUGGACUGGCUAGCCGGCACUCUGUCCUUCUAUAGAGCCUCCUCUGACACACUGACCCACCUGAUCACAUUCACCUCCACAUUCACUGAGCCCCUCUAUCCAGGGUUUAGGGUUUAUGUUGACUCCUCACUGUCCCUGAAAUAA
Messenger RNA from Salmo salar (Atlantic salmon), 620 nucleotides. The record is from RefSeq and is a predicted model, not a curated record. NCBI's taxonomy places the organism in Eukaryota, Metazoa, Chordata, Actinopteri, Salmoniformes, Salmonidae.